ACUCCCCUCUGACACAUACACACAGUUGAGUCCUGUCCAGUAAAGACAAACUCCCUUGCAGGUGGCAUGAGUUUAGUGACAGUUAGGAAUUACUCAACAAUCAAUUAGGAGAUAUCUUUUCGUACUUUCACUGGAGUCUUUUCCAAACUUAUGUUGACGAUUGACUGACGUGAGUCAGAAGGAACUUGUCAGUAGUAGAAGAUAAUAAAGCAACCCAACACAGUGACUUCACUCACGGGAUCGCGACUUAUUAAAACUAUGCAGCGGGGGUGUCUUUUGGGUCUGGCAAUAUUGGUGAUGGUGCUGGCCGGUGGACAGUCACAGGUGACACCGCCGACACAGACUCUCAUGACUACGGUGGAUACAAGUACGACACAGACUCUCAUGACUACGGUGGAUACAAGUACGACACAGACUCUCAUGACUACGGUGGAUACAAGUACGACACAGACUCUCAUGACUACGGUGGAUACAAGUACGACACAGACUCUCAUGACUACGGUGGAUACAAGUACACAGACUCCUUCGUCAACGCAUAGAUUAAGGGUUCAACCAACAGUGUCGACCCCCAUCAUUAUAGAGGAUUGUCCAACGGAGGAUAUCGUUGAGUUUACAGGAGAACCAGGGCGAUACAUAAGUUGGGCAGAACCAUAUGCUGAAGGGCAGAUCGAGAGAGAAAAAAAUGAAGAGUUGGGAUCAUCAUCAGGGAUAUAUUUAAAUGUCGGAGACAGUUUUGAAGUUGUGUACACCUUCACUGAUUUGAACAACAGGAACAACAAAGCCAUUUGUGCAUUCAAUGUAUCUGUGCAACCACAGUGUUCAAAUUCAGAAGAAAUAGCAUGUUCAAAUGGUGUCUGUCUGCCGAGAAAUACUUUGUGUGACGGAUACAAUGACUGCGGGGAUGGGUCCAGGGUUGACGAGUUGUACGGGGAAGGUUGCGGAUUUCCCAGAGGGAGUUGCGACGAUUCUGUCUUUGUCACGGCAUGUUCGCAGCUAAGCAGCCAGAUAAAUGCAACAGGUGCUGAAACCCGAGAGAACUCAAGUACAAUCCUUAGAUACACUGCACCAUCUGAUGCUACUUCUAACACAUUCCUGUUUGGGAUUAACCUACAGUUGAACAACCUUGUCAACAUUGGAGAAGCUGGGCUCGAAAGGGCUACUGCUUUUAUAACAGUCAAUUUGACAGAGUCGAAACAAACCGAUACAGUCAGGAUAUUCCUGUCUCCAAGAUCCUCAUUGGUGCAAAGGGAAUUCCGUGUCCCCCUUCGAGUCUUGCCAAAUGAAGAGAUUCUACUGAGCAUAGAGUACACGGAUAACGUCUUAACCAAUCCCACGAUGUUCCCCGUCCAGACACCUUGCCUCGACUGUGUCUCAGUUAACUUCACGACCUUUGUGAGCGGCUGUGGGGACGCUACUUGUCUUAGUCAGUACAACAAUUGGAAAACGGAGGUUAUAGGCUUGGUAGGCACCUCUUCUGCACAGUGUGGUAUUCCUGAACGGAAUAAUCUUUAUGACGAGUUGUACAUGAGUUGUUUCUCUCCGCCAGAGUUUAGCUUUAUAAGUCCCAGUCAGUAUUCUUUCGUUGAGGACAUGGUCAGGAUACGAUGUGAGGCAUCAGGCCAGCUGGCAACACUGGUUGAAUGGUAUGACUCAGAGAUGCUGCUUGUUGCAUCUGGCUUAGGAGUUGCUGUUCAUUCCUUAUUCGUUUCCGAACAAGAACAAAGUUUCGUCUGUGUCCUCGACAAAAUUGUGCGAUCUGAACAGGCUGUUAUUGUAGCUGCAUGGAAUGAUGAAUGUGAUCAACUGUUUAGGGAGAGGGAAAGUUUCCUUGGUGAGCAAUCAUCCGACUGUGUUGUUCAGGGUUCGAGGCCCGGCUCUCAGGUUGAUCAAAGUUUGUAUGUGUUCUUCCAAGGACCGAAUGAGUUUGCCUUUGAGCUAAGGCUCAGCUCACUGGGUGGUAAUCAAAUGAGUGAGGGCAGCAGCCCCCCCAAUGCAGCGGCUCCUGGGCAAGUGAGUAUUCUACCACCCGUCAGGGUCACCUUUGAGGAGGACUUCAUCAGACCUAGUAGAAGAAAACGAAACAUCAUUCAAACCAUCAUAUACAGCCGCGAUUAUGAGGGUGUCUACGUUUCGCAGUAUGAUGAUACCGUCUUCAAAUUGGAUCCCCCCGUGUUGUUGAAUCAGAGCAAAACCAUUUCUGCGUCUGUAGUGUUUCUAAACCAGCCGACCGAGGGUGAACAGCAGGGGUCAUUACAAGGGCAGGUGUCAGUGUCUACUAUUGGAUGUAUGAACAGUAGCGAUUCUAUCUGUAGCGGUCACUUUAAUGCGUGGUCACGCAAGCAGCAAGAGUUUGAAGCAACAGGCUGUAGCAGUGAGCCAAACUAUGCACUCGAGGCUUACAGAGUCUGCCAGAAUUUUGCAACUACCGAGCCUGUGAUCACGAAUCCCCCAAGAUCUGUAGAAGUCAACUCAACGUCGAUUGAUAAUUCCUUGCCAACAACAUUGGUGUGUGAGAUAGAAAAUGCAGUGGAGUACAAUUGGUACAAGGUUGCCCCCACACCCAGACGACAACUUGUUAAGAGUGGGAACGUGCUUCCCUUUGAGAAUAUUGACGAUUUGGACCAGGGAUUCUACAUCUGCACUGGGACAGGUGGAGGACUUUUUAUGGAUAGGACAGUCGAGACCAAACCAGCACUUCUCACUAUUGCAGGUGCUUCAAUCUUUAAGGUAACAGUGCGUCUUGUGAUGAACUUCACAGCUGAUUUGCUGGAUCAAGACAGCAGAGCUUUCAGGGAUAAUAAAGUGAUACUGCAGGAGCAGUUUAUGAGGCAGUUUUUGGAGAGCCCGACCGGGAUUCCAAACAUUGAAGUGAUAGCCUUCCGUCCAGGCAGUGUGAUCACAGACCUCAUCAUGUACUUCCAGCAAUCCAACCUCCAAGAUUCCGAACUUGGGAAUCAAAUCUACUUAGCGUUAGCACAGGCCAAUAACUCCCUAUUUCGACUCUCCCUUGUUCCUGAAAACACUACAGUGUUGAACAUAGGUUCCUGUGUGCAGUCGUCAGUCGUUGCAGGAAGUAGAAACCUGACUUUCCCACAGACUAGAAUCGAACAAACAGCCCAAACUGUCGAGCAGUGCUCGUCGCUCUCAUUUAGGGCUGGGAAGCCUCUUGCAACAAGAGAAUGUGUCGGAGAUCUGAUGACUGAGGCAGAGUGGCUUGAACCAGUCAUCAUUGAUUGUUCUGAAGGCGGAGAUGUAAAUAAUCUUCUGGAUGGCUUGGCUAAUGUUGAGGUCACUCCUGAGAAUGUUAUUGAGAUAGCCAUGGAGACUCUCAGUCUGUCGUCAAAUUACUCCGAUAUCGACGAGACUGGCAUCAAGGCAAUCGCUGAAAUCUUGAACAACAUCGUCACGGUUGAGACGGUCUCAAAGAGCCCUUCACCUGAGAUUGCAGCAGACAUUGUUGAAAUUGUAAGCAACGUCCAGGAAGUAGACCAGGAGACAUUUGACAAUCUCGGCGAUGACACCUCACCUUCCCUCAUCAUACUAGCCCUGGAAACCUACAUCACCGCGCUACAGAUGAGCGACUACCCAGCCAACAUUACUGAAAUACAGGAUAACAUCGCUGUUGUGGCAGUCGUUAUACCCCAGCAAUCCCUCCAAACUGGACUGGGGUUUGCCUCCAUCACUCAGGGAUCCGGGCUGGGGUCUCUGAAGACGGAGGAUAUCUCAAUUUAUUAUGAGCCCAAUAGCAUCCCAGUUGCAGAGGUGAAAUCGUCAAUCUUGGUGCCUGCUGCAGUAUUAGAUUACGUCACACCAGGCGAGACGGUACCCAUUAGCUUCUUCCUGUACCAGACCAGCAAGCUGUUCCGUUCCCCCUCUCUACAGGAGGCAAAGGACCCGGCAAAGUUGUUUCGUCGUGCUGUCGGCAGUCGCGUCAUUGCUGCCACCGUUGAGGGCAUUAAGAUUGAGAAUCUCCCAAUGGAUCAGCCUGUCAUCAGCGCUUUUCUCCCCCUGAAUGUCAGUGGCCCCGAUGAGAUGAUCAAUGGGUCCCAGUGCGUCUUCUGGGAUUUCUCGUUGAACGAUGGUUUUGGAGAUUGGUCAAGCGAGGGCUGCAGUAAAGCCCUAGUCAACAACAGCAGGACGGUGUGUCACUGUGACCACUUGACGAGUUUUGCUGUGAUUGUGGAUAUCUAUGGCAACCAGGAGAAUACUGUUUUAAGUAUCAUCAGUAAAAUUGGAUGUGCUGUGUCUGUCAUUGCCCUCCUUAUCACCAUCAUCACGUACCUCUACAUCAAGAAACUUCGCACUAAGCGCCCUCAGCAGAUCUUGAUCUGCUUCUCCUUCUCCCUCUUGGGGCUUUACCUCGUCUUUCUGACCGGUAUCGAAGCUACAGAGCCUGCAGUCGGCUGUACCAUCGUGGCGGUGUUGAUUCAUUUCUUCACUCUAGCUUCAGUGGCUUGGAUGGCCGUAGAAGCCACGAAUAUGUAUUUUCUCUUUGUCAAAGUACUCAACGCCAAUGUGUCACACUUCAUGCUGAUAGCGUGUGCCACUGCCUGGGGUUUGCCACUUCUGAUUGUAGUCAUCAUCCUUGCUGUAGACCACACCAAUUACGGAACUGCCGAUUAUUGCUUCCUGAAACCCGGUAACGCAUUUUACUUUGGCCAGAUCCUCAUCAUUGGACUUGUACUGCUAUUCAACUUUGUCAUCUUCACUUUGGUCAUGCGCACAUUGACCUGUGCCCGCAAGGGCCUCAACUCUACCUCAGACAGGGGAAAGCGGCAGGAGACACUGCGACGCCUCCAGAACGCCAUGGCUAUCUCGGUCCUCCUUGGUCUGACCUGGGUCUUCGGACUCUUGUCUCUCAUCGAGACAGCCAACUUUGUCUUCCAGAUCUUCUUCUGCAUCUUCAAUUCCCUCCAGGGGUUAAUGAUCUUCAUCUUGUUCUGUCUGAGACAGCAAGAGAUUCGCAAAGCUUGGAUGGCAUUCUUUAAAUGCGGAGAUGAUCGCAAAGCCAAGUACAGUAAUACAGCAGGCGUUAAAAGCAGGGGCAAUACAGAGACUAAUACCCAAGGUACCAUACCAUUGACCAAUCAAAGCACCAAGAGCACCAGUUAAAUACAAAACAGUGGUCACAAAUAUAGGGCCAGGAACCUUUUUCUGGUAGUUGAUUGAUUUGCUACCCCUUGUGUCUCCUUGGCAAUGACAUGACAGGGUGCAGUUUCAGUUGGAGGUUUUGUCUCUUUCGGUUUCUAUUGUGCGGACCAGAACACAAGUGCCUGUUACCCCUCACCUCAAAGCUCUCCCCAUCUCAACUGCAUCCCUAUCCCUCACUCUGAAUUUACUCAUCCCCAACGCCACCUAACUCCCCCAUUUCCAUUCCCAAUCGUGGGGUGUGGAUAUCAUACCCCCACAUUUCCCACCUUUGAAAAUGUACUUUUUUGCACCACUCCCCUAUUUCCCACUGAACUACUUUACAAUUGUAAUUAUGAACAAUUGUAUUGUGUGCUAAUGGUGAACAAAAGGAGAGGGUCUUUUGGGGCAAUUAUGACUGAUGUAUUAAUUAUGACUUUGCCUGCCCUCACCCCCAUCUCCAAUAAUAGUCACACCCUUGUGCCUCUGCUCCCCUCCUUCCUUUCCACAUCACUCAAUUAAAUUGUCUCAUCUAAAAAUCUCUUUUCCUUAAACUACUCUUUUUUCCCUAUUGUACUCCAUCCUCAAUUUAAAGCAUGCCCGAGAAAAACUAGAACAUGUCAUUUAAUCUUAAAGAAAAAAAGAUGUAGAACUUAUGUUUUUUAAUCUGAGUAAAAAAAAGAGAAAUAGACCUUAUGUCUUUCAAUCUGAAUGAAAAAAGGGAAAUAAAACUUAUAUAUUUUAAUCUGAGUGAAAGAAAAAAGAAAUAGCAGUUAUGUCUUUUAAUCUGAGUAAAGAAAAAAAAUAGGAGAAAUGUCUUUUAAUUUUAGUAAAAAAAGAUAGAACUGAUAUGUCUUUCAAUCUAAGUGAACAAAAUUAAGAAUUAGAAGUUAUGUCACAGUUGCCCUGAGACGGCUGUACAGUGAAAGACAGUAGCACCAGGGCUCAAUCUCAUAGAGCUGCUUAAGCAGAAAAUAUUGCUUAACAAUUUUCUGCUUAGUUAAAAAGGAGAAGGACACCGGUCAUAAAUUGUACAUGUGACAUAGUAAAGGCUGGUAACCUUAUUCUAAUAAACAUAAUUAUUUUGUGCUUACGUAGCUACUUUUGUACUUGAAGGCACUGUACACUAAUGGUAAUUACUCAAAAUAACGGUUAGCAGGUAAGCAUUCAAACAUACUUGGUAACGAGCAAUGGAGAGCUGUUGAUAGUAUAAGGCAUUGUGAGAAACGGCUCUCUCUGAAGUA
Asterias rubens (European starfish) is the source of this 6371-nucleotide messenger RNA. RefSeq lists its product as uncharacterized. Gene Ontology annotation, cellular component: membrane. Gene Ontology annotation, molecular function: protein binding; G protein-coupled receptor activity. The coding region runs from base 259 to 5112 and encodes 1617 amino acids. The record is from RefSeq and is a predicted model, not a curated record. NCBI's taxonomy places the organism in Eukaryota, Metazoa, Echinodermata, Asteroidea, Forcipulatida, Asteriidae. Gene Ontology annotation, biological process: cell surface receptor signaling pathway; G protein-coupled receptor signaling pathway. The transcript has 22 exons.